This is a messenger RNA of Anneissia japonica, 9356 nucleotides long. RefSeq lists its product as uncharacterized. Gene Ontology annotation, molecular function: transcription coregulator activity; histone H3K9 demethylase activity; chromatin DNA binding. The record is from RefSeq and is a predicted model, not a curated record. Gene Ontology annotation, cellular component: chromatin; histone deacetylase complex. The transcript is spliced from 22 exons. Bases 33 to 7322 code for a protein of 2429 amino acids. NCBI's taxonomy places the organism in Eukaryota, Metazoa, Echinodermata, Crinoidea, Comatulida, Comatulidae. Gene Ontology annotation, biological process: regulation of transcription by RNA polymerase II.
CUCCUGAGGAUAAUUUGAGACAAGCUAGGCAGAUGUGGCUAGGCCUUCAUAAAUGUCAACUUGAUCAGGUAUAUGUAGAAUUUGAUGGGCAAGACUGGGAAAAACGUGAUUGGGUUAAAGUUCAUGAAGAGACUAACCUGGUAUUUCUAGUGGAGAAAACAAUUGUUUGGUGCAAACGUAGUGAUCCGUACUCAACCAGGGGUGCCAGUAUACUUUGGCCUGCAUUGAAUUUUGAGGUAAUUGAAGAUAAACUUGGUCUUGAGUCAUCAGGCCUGAAUCCUAUAGAAUUUUUCCACGAUCGAACCCGUGCGUUUCCAACUGCUCUCCAGAUACAUCCGUUUGAGGAUGAACAUAAUAAGAAAAUACACAGUACUUUCCAGAGAUAUACAGAAGUAAAAAAUGAGGUCGACCAAUGGAUACAUGACCAGAAAGUACAGCAAAUUCUCAUUACUGCGCCAUACAUUGUAACUGGCUAUCGGGUCAAAGUCUACCGGAUAGGAUCGGCCACACAGUGGUUCUCGGCCGUUAUCACAGGCCAUAAUCUCGAGACGCGGGAGCUGAUUGUUAUGGAUGAUACUGUCCUUGAAAGUCAUACAGAAAAUCCAGCUCUUGUGCAGAUGAUGUUCUUAGAUUUAGAUGAUGUUGUUGUCAAGUCUUUGUUGAAAGGAGAAAACGUUGGAAUCACACCUAGGAGACGACUUACAGCUACCAGUAAUACACAAGCAAUCAAUACGACCACUCUAAUAAGGUCAGUACCCAGGAGUCAUAGUCCGAGUCAUGCAAAUUCUAAUCAGAAUUCUACGUCAUCCGCUAAAAAGAAAAGAGGACAAAAGCAAUUGGAUGAGAAGGACAUGGAGAAGGAGAAACAACCUGAAAAAUUGACCAAAGAAACUAAAGUAUCAACAAACGCUAAAACUAAGAAAGAACAAAGGAAAAAGAAAGCGGAAGAAGAAAAAUUGAUUGAAUCUGUGAACAAAAAGGAGGCCGCAUCAGUAAAGCACCCUCGUUCACAUUCCACUAGUUCUGAAGUUCAGGAGGAGGAUAAAAGGACUGAUAAACAAACUGUUAUUAAACAAGAAAAACUAUCUGAAAAGUCCAAAUCCAGGAAUAAAAGUUCAAAAAAGACUGAGGAACUUCAGACAAACACUGAAGAGUUUGAAAUAGACUCAAAUCUUGCUCUCUUAAAAAAGGAGAAGGAAAAACCAAAAGAAAAGAAAUCAAAAAGCAAGCAUAAAAUAAAAGCAAAAGAAAGGACUGGAGAUAGAAUUAAACCAGCAAAAACGGAGAAAGAGGAGAAAAAGUAUAUUACAGUGGAAGAUAACCUUGUGGAUAAUACUAUACCUCAGGAUACACAAAAGACCUUGGACACUGCUCAAGUUGAAUCAGUUGUCGCUAUUGAGCCUCAAAAAAUUGAGCGUGUGGAAAACCCUCUCGCAGAGACUUUCGAUGUCCCUGAACUGAAAGCGAAAGAAACAGAACCCACACCUGAGAUUUUACCGAAAGUGUCCAGUUGUGAGGACAUUUCUAGUGUGUGCGCGACCUCUAGCAUGGUUCAUUCUACCUCGACGACAGAAAUCAAUGAAUCCACAUCACCCUGGAUUGGCCAGGUAAAACAGAGGGAACAUAAUAAAUCAGGGCGUGCUGAACUAGGGUACAUGAGUACGGGCAUUGAACACAUUAAGAAACCUUCAAACGAAGUGUUGCAAAAUUUGAACGUUGUGGCUAUGAAUCCAUCCACGCGUCUAUCUCCAGAUACUAGGACUGAUCAAACAUCAGCCGUGAGUAUGGAAAAAAUGGAUGGGAAUAAGCCAAAGGAAAGGGAUAAGCCUAUAGAGAAAAGAACUCAGCAGGAGAUUGAAAGGGAUGAUGCGCGUGAUUUAAGACGCGAACCACCACGGACACAGUCUACAGAAAGUAAUCGUAGUUCGCUUGCAACUGAGGUUAAAGAGCCUGUGCAUGUGUAUCGCGAUCCAAAUUUGAUGGAAAAUUACGUUAUUCAUGUUGAUUCUGUUCAACACCAGCAUAUUCAUAGAGGGGAACACACACCUUCUCCAUCUCGGUCAUUGGGACCAUCCCCGCAUACUAGCCUUCGCCCUCAACCGGGUAGUAUUGGAACGACUCCAAGUGCCUUUGCGCCUCAGCCUGUUGCUCACCAUCCGGCGGCGCAUCAUCACACUAACCAUCCUGUCGCCGCUGCACAUCAUUUGUAUGCUCAAUACGGACUGUACCCACAUUUACCUGGUAUUCCUCCACACUAUUCUCCACAUCUUUCAGCUCUUGAUCCAUCUUUUCACACUCGGUUACUCACAGAUCUUGCCGCCCAGAAAGACCAGUUCCGAUUUCACCCUGGGCAACUGUCUGUACUACAGCGCCCGAUGAUGGGUGUGCAACCAGGUUUAGCUAUGCUUCUACCGCAGCAUCGUGCGCUUCAGGAGUCUAUGGAACAUCAGUUGCGAUUGCAGCAGCAACAUCAACAACAGCAGCAGCAACAAAUUCAACAUCAACAACAGCAACAGCAACACUUGCAACAUUCAAAUCCGCCCUCGCACGAACCAUUGAAACGCUAUCAAGAAUUCCAAACAAAUACAAGUGACCCAAAGGCAGCAGUUCAGCAGCACUUCCAGGAGUCACUAAGGAACUUAUCUUUGCCAUUUAAUAUAGCACAGAGCAGUAAGAGUGGCGGAAGUAUUACGAGGGGAACUCCAGCACAAAGGAUGGACGCCAGUCCAGCACGCAACCCAAGUGAACAUCCAAGUAAGGAUGACAAAAGAGUACAGGAGGAAAUGAAGAGGAAGGAGCUAGAGGAAAAAGAAAGAGAAUGGCAAAAACUACAACGGGAGAAAGAACACCGUGAACGAGCACAGAGUGAACGUGAAGGGUAUGCAGGUCUUCUCACACAAUCUGAAACUCAGCAUAUGAGACAGUACAUGUCACAAGAUGGACACAAGCCUGGGGAGGGUCACUUCCACCCACAACGGCCAUCAAGUUCCUCAUCUGAACCGAAGGGCUUCCAGGUAUACCAGCCCCAUCUCAAGUCUGAGCCUAGCCAUCAGCCCUCUGGCUACUACCCAAGUGGCCAGAGGUCAGAGGAGUUCCAACAGGUAGUGUACCCUAAGCUUGGGCACCUCAACUUGUCACAUAAACAGGAGAACUCGGAAUUCAUGAAAGGAUAUCAGCCAUUCGGACACACGUUAUUGACUGCGCCACAAAAUCCUGAUAUAGACCAUAGACUCUCUGUGACAGAUAGCCGAUUUGAAAGUGGAUUCCGCCACACAGAUGCUUACUCAAAGCUUGCUUCUGCCAAAGGAGGCAAGGAUAUCGGUGGACCACCUCCACUGAUCCGUAGCGAUCGUGAUUCAAGAGCCAAAGAAUCCCACCCGAGCAUUCCAUUCGGACUGGAGCGACCGGGAGAGCGAAAACACAAUCUGGAGGCUUACAGUCGCUAUCAUCAUGAAAAUCAGUAUCAUUACCAGCAGUAUGGUGGUCAUGUAAGGGGGUCUGAUGGGAAGGGGGAUUCUACAAGGCAUCAACAGAGUGCACCACAAGGUAAGGGUGUUCCUGUCAUUUGCAAAACCCCUUCCUCUCACUUGUCAAGUGAAUCGCCAUCUCCCCACCACCAGCAAACACUAAUGGUUAAAACGUCCUCUAGUCAGCCACAGUCACCCCUUAAAGUUGCAUCACCGCAGCAGCUAUCAGCAGCUGUCUUUAAGCCAAUGGACUUGUCGCAGGCAAAGACUGUCACAACAUCUACCACCUCCCAAUCUGCCGCGACUCAGGGACAUGCUUCCUUACUCAUGUCUGCGCUCCGGCCAAAUGAAAGGGGUGAACUUGUUGGAAAACGAAAGACACCAAUGGAGGAGUUUGCAGGGCAUAAAAAAGCUAGAGGAAAAGAUGGUCAAGCAUCCCCACCUCUAGGACCACUCGGACAUCCAGACAGACGGCCUUCAGCACACCCGCAUCAUUCCUACUUAAAUCAGUACAACUGGUUUGUACAAGAUCACAGGAAUAAUCUUGUCACAGGUGGUCGAGCAGCUGAACUUUUAGCCAAAGAUUUGAGAACUGGCCGGAAAGAGGAUGUUGAACUUAAAAUUGAGAAAGUGGACCAAUUUGAAAAUGCAACUAACUUAAAUGCCUCAUCACUCGCUGCAAAUAUAUCCGGAAAAUCUGACCACCCAAAAAUAAAUGGUGCUAUCUCAGACAGUGACAGUACCAGUACUCGUUCCACUUCACCGUCUGAAAAGUCUAAGCGGUGUGAUCCGCAUACAUCACCAAGUAAAUCAGCAGGCCAUGUAAGUCUGAAGAAAGCCUGGCUCCACCGCCAUACCUACACAAAAGACAGUUUAAGUGAGCCGUCUGACCCCAAAUUAAUGCGGUUCUCAGACGGUAGUUCAGAUUCACCCGGCCCAACAUCCUUGCAUAAUGGCCAUGUGGCACCAACAGAACUUGAUAAAAAAUUGGAUGUUGAUAUCAAAACAUCCUGUACCAGAUUAACAGACAUUCCAGAUGCCAUUCCUGACCGUGUGUACGAUUUUGAAACGUCUUCCACAUGCUCAGAUGGCUCAACCGUAUCCAACAGUACAAAGAAGAAGUCGCGCAAGAGUAAAGAGUCCAAAAAACCGAAACGCAAAGGCGGAAGCGAGAAGGAGACACUAUCCAAAGAUCAAAACACUCAAGAUGAUCAGAAAGAUACCGCUAAGGACGUCAAGGAGAACGGUAUUCUUCAACGUGAUCCAGCCACCAUGGCCCCUAAGAAAUUCAUCCAGACACGAGCGCGCAAAGAGAGAUCCAAAUCUGAUGGUAAGAUUACAGCCUUGAAUAUAACACGUGCAUUAGUAAAACCGCCAAUUGCAAAACUAAAGAAGAGUGGGGAGGCAUUCUUACAAGACGGUUCGUGUUGUGAUGUCACGCCAAACCUGAUAAAGUGCCGUGAAUGCCGGAUGAAGCCAAGUAGUCGCCAUUCCAAGCUAAAUAUAUUCUGUCGCUUUUACGCCUUCCGAAGGCUGAAGUAUAGUCGUAAUAGCAACUUAAUGAUAGCUGGCUUCUCGGAGCCAUGUCACUGUGAACAAGAGGAUCUCGAUCCUUGGUUACCGUACACCGACCCAGACUGCCCUCUAGAUGUUAACACAUCUAAGUACAUUCUCUCAAAAGUCGGUGACCAAUUUUGUGACUUAGUUCAGCAGGAGAGGGAAGCCAAAGCAAUUAGUAUAGAGAAGGGAAAAAUUGCAUGGAAACGUGCCGUUACGGGUGUACGAGAAAUGUGUGAUACGUGUGACACAACCCUCUUUAAUAUCCAUUGGACGUGCCCAAAGUGUGGAUUUGUCGUCUGCUUGGAUUGUUAUAAGUCGAGAAAGAACCGCUGUGAGGAAGGAGAUCACGAUGAGAAGUCACCUCAGCGAUGGCUGAAGUGCAUUAAGGACCAGGAACAUCUUAUUGAGAACCUCAUGCUCACCCAGAUCAUCCCUAAAGAUGCAUUAUGGGAUGUGGGAGAGUUGGUACACAAGAUGAGGAUAAAAUGGAAUGUGAAUCCUAACUGUAAAUGCAUGAAGAACGGCAAAGUUGCAAUCAACGGUGCAUCGCAGAAUUUAUUAGCUGAGACGGUGCUGACCGGACCUAAACUGAAACCAAAGGACAACAAAAAAGAUGUUACAGCAGUAAAGAAUUCCAAUGCAUCAUCAUUACAAAUUCUUGCUGAUAUUGCAACAUCAGCACAAACAGACAAUCAAGCGGGUGAUGCCAGCUCAAUAGAAAACCAGUCACUUCAGGAUACCAAAACAAGUACCACUACGACGGACAAACUCUCUUGUAGGGAUACGCCGAGUACGUUACGAGAACUGUUAACAAAGACUGCCGAUAAAUUGGCCAAACCGGCAGCAACAGUGUCUAGUGGUUCACUUUUGUCUGCUUACUUUUUGAAAGGAGAAAACAAUAGUGGGAAACGUAUGGUGACUGGGACAUUUGAGGAUAUAAUUGCGUCCGUAGUGGAACAAAAUAUCGCUUCACCCACCUUGAAUAAGCAAGAACGAAAUACAGUUAAUCAAACUAAGCAGAGCAGGAAUGCUAACAUUCAGACCAUGGAGCCAACUGCCAUGUUUAUUAACCCGAACUUAAACCCGGAAGAUGGGCAGGUUCGCCAUACGCUAGUCGAAUCUAGCAUGACAUUUCCAGAUGUACCUCAUUCUUGGCUGUGUGACGGCCGAUUAUUACGUCUUCUUGAUCCCCGACACAAAGGAAAUCUUAAAAUAUUCCAGGAGCAGUGGCGACGGGGAGAGCCCAUCUUGGUUAGUGGUUGUCACAAGGUCUUGAGCCGGAAACUCUGGCACCCAUCCACCUUUAGUCGGAUGUUUGGUGACCAGGAGAACGAUCUGGUAAACUGUCGAUCGUCUGCGGUCAUUCAAGGUGUACCGAUGAAGGAAUUCUGGGAUGGCUUUGAAGACAUUCGAAAACGAUUGGUAAAGCAACGAGAUCCCAUGGUGUUGAAGUUAAAGGACUGGCCUCCAGCGGAAGAUUUUAGCGAACUUCUACCAGAUCAUUUCAGCGAUCUUAUGCAAGGGCUCCCUCUACCAGAAUACACACAUAGAAAUGGACAUCUGAAUCUGUCCUCAAGACUACCUGAAUUUUUUGUCAAGCCUGAUUUAGGGCCCAAGAUGUACAAUGCAUAUGGUUCAGCCAAGUUCCCCAAAAUAGGAACCACCAACUUGCACCUUGAUAUAUCUGAUGCUGUCAACGUGAUGGUAUAUGUUGGCAUACCUGUGAAUGAAAAUAAAGGAAAGCUGAGUCAUGUGGACUUUGAAAAAGAUGCAUUUGAUGCUAUCGAUCAAUCUACUUGCGAUGAACUGACAAAGAAACGUGUACGGGAUAAGACAGAACGGCCCGGUGCACUAUGGCAUAUAUUCCGGGCCGUGGAUGCAGAUAAAAUCCGUGACAUGCUGCGCAAAGUGUCUAAGGAACAGGGUGAGGAAUUCCCAUCGGACCAUGACCCAAUUCAUGACCAGUCAUUCUACCUUGACAAGAAACUGCUGGACAGGCUAAAGAAAGACUACGGAGUGCAAGGCUGGGCCAUCGUACAAUGUAUGGGAGAUGCAGUGUUCAUACCAGCUGGGGCUCCUCAUCAGGUACACAACCUGCACUCCUGUAUAAAGACUGCUGAAGAUUUUGUAUCCCCAGAGCACGUCCACCAAUGCUUUAAACUAACACAGGAGUUCCGUUACUUGAGCUCAACGCACAGCAACCAUGAGGACAAACUGCAGGUCAAGAAUAUUAUAUACCAUGCUAUCAAAGACACAGUAGGAAUUCUAAUGGCCAAUGAACCGCCUUCAAAAUGAAACCAUCACUGUUGAUCAAGUUAACACUGGUAGGCUAAGUCCAGUUGAAUCCGGACUAAUCCAGAACUGUCAGUGAAACCAGUUUUAACUUGAUUGAACUAGUUCUUGUAAGCAAGCUGAGCUCAGCGGACAAAUUACAGGAUUAUAAGCAGUGCUUUUGGUUUUGAAUUUUUGACAGAAAGUAUAAAUUGCGCGAUCAGUAACGUGCAAUGCAUUUUUAAAGUAGAUUGGACAAAAUGAAAAUUCAUGAACAUUAAAUCUACUGGAAAUACAGUUGCUGUAAUGGUGUUUGCCGUUUUUAAAAUACUUGAAUAUGAUAUAAAAUGACUCCAGCAGUAAUCUGAUGUUAUGAACUUGUGAAUCAAGAGAGAACAUUACAGAUUUUGACUGCGAAGGAUUAUAACAAAAUGUGUGCAGACAAACUAUAUAUAUUUUUUCUUUAAUAAAAGUGCUAAAAAAUGGAGUUUAUUUGCACAGGAUAGUUCAAUUUUCUUCAUUCAAAACAAGGUUUUCACAGCGAUGGUUGGAUACAAAUACUUCCACUGCUGAUGAUGUCUUUGCCACUACAAUUUCAUAUUGCAUUUAUCCCCUGUCUGUUCUAAGGUGCAUGUCUUUUGCAAAAGCAAUCUGUGAAUUUGUUAUCUUUUCAAGACAAUCCUUAUUUGUUAAGGUGUUCAAAGAGAGUCAACUUUUAAAAACACAUCUAAUUCAUCUAAUUCAAUAAUCUCUUAAUUUUAGUAUUCAUGAGUAGCUAGUUCACACUGUUGACUAGCUAUCUGACCUGUUGACCAGCUUUCUCAUCUGUUAACUGGUUGGCUAGCUUAUCUGUCACCUAGCUACAGUAGUCCAUCUGUUAAGGGCGUUAUUGAUUUACUCCCAAUUUUAAGUGUCAUAUAUAUAGUGCUGUUGAGAGGAGGGCAUAGAGGUUAAUAUAUGGACUAAAAUGGGACUACACAGUAUCCUAAAAUUAAAUCAUCUGUUUUUAUCUCCUAACCCAAGACUACAAGGGGGUGAAUUAUCAUAAGCAAGAGUGUAUGCCCAUGUAGGUAGUAUGGGUACCGUCCUCCAAUCCAACGUCAAAUCCAUACAGGAUUGACAACACAGUUAUUAUUUGGUGGUAAUUAAUCAACUCAUAUUUGGUUGAUCAUUCUUUACAAACAAGAAAAUACAGUAGUGUAUAUUUUUCCCUAAUUAAAUACAUCCCUUUUCUUUGUUGACUUUGACCAUGGAAACAAAUGUUUUCCAUAUUUAGAACAAGUAAUCAGUAUUUUUUGUUAAUUUCUUGCAGAAUCAUGGAAUAUUGUUAUUAUAUCGUUUUAUAUGUGAAGUAAGAUUAACUAGAGAAACAAAAAAAAACACCAAAAAGAUCUUAUAUAAGAUUUUUUUCAGAGAAAUUUCUAAUUUUUCAAUCAAUUCUCACCCUUUUCAGGAAGAUAAGGAAAUAUUUUGCCUUGUUUGUGUGGCCCAUUCAUAAGAUGUAAAUAGUGUAUAAAAUACUUGGUUUCACUCUAUAGAAUAUUAAAUGUUUGGUUUUUUUUAUCGAAAUGCAGUAGAUAAAUUUCAGUUAGUGCCAAUGUAAUUUUUUUUGUAGAAUUUGAUAAAAUGAUUGUAAUUUAAAAAAAGUAUUUGUCUAGAUUGUGAUUUAAUUUCUGCUUGUGAAUAGCUAUCGAGUGUUCGUCGACAGAUGUAUGCUUAAGAUUGUUCUCAAAUCAGCUGGUUACACAGUCGGCAUUUAUGAUUUGAUGAAUAUUCAUAUUAUAUAUAUGCAUAUUCAUUAACUUUGUGACAUAUGUAUUGUGAUCUGUACAGAACUCAUAAGAUAAUGUUAUUUUUAUAUGAACGCCAGACGCCUAGUCAAACUAGGAUGUUAAGUGUUUGAACACUGUAGCUCAGUGUCAAAGGCUUGAACGUUGCAUAAAUACAGUCCUGUUUUAUCACAUGUAAAUUCUGUCUACAUUCAGUUAUUGCUAUUUCAAAAAAAAAUUGUUGAAAAAUAUAACAAAGAAUUUGAAAUUAUAUUUGUUGUUGAGAUUU